Molecule: messenger RNA, 4671 nt
Organism: Histoplasma capsulatum G186AR
Lineage: Eukaryota; Fungi; Ascomycota; Eurotiomycetes; Onygenales; Ajellomycetaceae
Exons: 2
Coding region: 363-4181 (1272 amino acids)
Biological process (GO): protein localization to plasma membrane
Cellular component (GO): plasma membrane
Source: RefSeq, a predicted model, not a curated record
UCCUUUUCUCCUUCUCUUAGAUUGUAGAGUUCUCGCCUCUUCAUGUCCGAACUGGGUCUGGUCCUGCUGCUCCAGCAGCCACCAUUCCCUCCCCGUCGCGCUGUCGCCGUCUCAUCCCCGAACCACCGCCCUCAGUCCGCCCUGUGAAUCCGUCCUUCCCUCAGGAUCCAACACUAAGUAAUCACUGUUUAACGUGUUGGCCGCCACUGCUUCCCUGCUGGAUAAAGCUGUACACUGCCGUUUAUCAGGACACGCGCCCCCCUAAAUUUUAUCGCCGAAUUGAACGCCAUCCUAUUCGACGUCUGGAACGACAAACAUAAUACGCAUCAAGUUACUGGAGGCAAGGGACAACGGUUACCCAAAUGAAUUCCCUUCAGCAAUCAUGCCGACCGAAACAUCAGGUCUUAAUCUUGAAAUGUUAUCCACGGUUUCAGAAAGGCUUUCAGGAGGUGAAGCCCAACUCGUCAGAGCUCAGUUAUCUCCUCUACUAUGCCAGCACGCGACGAAGUAAACUGCAGAAGGUUGGCGCAUUUCUGGAGAAAAGGGCUGCUAGAGAUGUUUGGAGGAUGAAGCUCGGGAAUGUCCAAGUUACCCUCCAGAUCCUCGCAGCGCUUAUUGAGAAGGUUCCACGAGAUCUCCCCCUAUACGCGCUCUCUGUUUUGACCAUAAUUGAUACUGUUCUCGGCUCAAAUGACCUACCGAUGGUAGAAGAGACCAUAGAGACUUACGAUAUCUUUUGCCGUCAUCAGGAUAUGACUGUCCUUGGUGCGGAUCAGGAAUACGUGAACCUAUAUAGAAAUAUUGUCAGGAGCUAUGCGCAGCUGGCUUCAGUCGACCAUGUAACUCCAGCGAGGGCGGCGCUGUCACUCCCCUUACGUAUGAGAUGGCGAAAUGCUGGUUUGCGGGCUAUCAAAAGUAUUGUCAGCUCUGAAGCUCUGUCCUUGGACGGGACAAAGCAAUUGGAAAUUCUGAUGCCGGUGAUUCUGAGUAAUCUUUAUUCUACCGAGAACUUGCUUCCGUUGCAGGCAAAGGUUUUGUCUUCAGAAAAGCAGGAACGGGAGCAUGCGCGACGACGAAGAACGAGCAUCACGACAGUCCGGACCGUCGAUACAACGGAUGCGGACCCCACUACCGCUGCAGCGUCUACAGCAGAUGCAGACAAUUUGGCAGAAAUUGAAGUCCGCGUUUUGGCACUGCGCUGCUUGGAGAAGAUUUUCGCCGCUGGUAGUAAUCGGGGCCAAAUUCGCCAUGCAAUUUCCCUGAUCCUGCAGUUUAUUGUGAGCAAGAGGCCUCCGCGCCACUGCUCUCUGCAGCAGCACCCCGAUUCUGUUGGUGCUGGUGACAGCUGGGCCACAAAUUUGAUGGAAGUCAUCGCAAAGUGGUCACCAGUACAGGACCGCUUCAUCAUUCUCAUUACAACCUUGGAACAGCUUGUCAAUACCCCCAUGGUUGACGAUAAACUCGAAUCGCAGUUGAUCCUAGCAUCGAUGAUGGACUGGUUACUCAGCUCUCCAAACAAUCUUAUUGGACUGAGCGUAAUUGACGUCCUUAUUAGUUUACUUCAACGCCUGCUUCUUCUCUUGCAGCUGGGGGGCCGAUCUGCGAAAAUGGUACACCACGGCGCACCGUCUGGGAAUGUCGAUAGCCUUCCAGAACUCGGAGAAGCUAGUGAAAAGCCGAUCGUGGAGCCUAACGGUAAUGAUGUGCAACUAGCAGAGGGCACAGGUACUGUCAUCCCUUGGGACGCGCGUCAGGAGUUGGUGGAGCUCCUGCAAAAGUGUAUCGGAUCUUUGGCUACACACAUUUAUUACACUGAUCAGGUUUCUGACAUGAUUCGUACUAUUAUUUCGCGACUAAAGCCGUCUCCAACAUCGGAACUUUCGAACCAUGAGGCUGAAGGCGAUCAAACUAAUGUCAUUGACAGCUCGGAAGAUGUAACGGGGAACACCUUCUUUUCCUUCCCGGCUGCUAGAAUUGUAGCUUUAAAAUGCAUCAAAAAUAUACUGAUGGCCAAUCUACGCAAGUCCAUGACUGCAGCAGGAGCGGAUUCGCGAAGCAGAGUCAACAUUUGGGUAUGGGAAGGUACCCAAUGGCUUCUGCGAGAUCCAGAUCGUGAGGUUUCACACACUUACGUUGAUGCAUUUCUUUCUUGGUUGCAACUAGAAACUACAAAAGAUGACCUGAGGGCGACAUUUGAAACCAAACGAGAGCCUAAAAUUGGUGCUAGGCGUGAGGUUUCUGAUGCAUCCGACAAAUUGACCAGGAAAAUCAUCUCCACAGUAUCUCAGCGGGAUAAGGAUGCCGCCAUAGCUACGUCCAACUUUCUUCAACUCCUCCACCUGACAGUUUACGAUAUUGCAACAGAAUAUGCUGCAGUGGACUCCGAUAUUAUGCUUUUGCACCUGUUACUGGCUAACCUGGUGGAGAAAAUGGGGGUCAAUGCAGCCAAAUAUGGACUUCCUAUGAUACUGAGGCUGCAAGCUGACUUUUUAUCCAACGAUGAGUCAAUUUCUGCCGCUGCUAGAAUCAACGUUUUAAGUUUGGUUCACGGGUAUCUAUGGGCGUUAGUUGAAAAAUUCGCUCUCGAAACUACAAAAGUUGGUGAUAAUAUCCUUAGAGAAAUUUCCAGACGGAAGCAGAGAGGUUGUUGGCUUGAAAAUAUCCAACUCCCGCCACGACAAUUAAAUCACAUUAUACCCUCUAACGGACCCAGCCCCAACCAUAAUGUACAACUACAACCCGACAGGAGUAUGUACUACCCGUUCACUGGUCUGUCUCAGCUUGUUGAUCAAAUUGAAAAUAACUACAAUACCGUUGUUAAAUCACCAACAAUCAGCCCUGCCAGUUCUCCUGGCCGUGCUUUUUCCACGCCAAUUCUUGGGCAGGGAAGCGCUGCGCCAGGGAGAGUUCCGCCGGAAGAACGACUUCCAACGAUUGUGAAGGAACGCAUGCUAGCGCCAUGGUCGAAGGAGGAAUGCCUGGCCGCCAUAGCCACCGAAAAAGCGCAGUCGUCAUCGAUUAGUGGUUCGAGAACCGGUACUUCGGCGACACGUAAUUAUUUUGCAACAAAUGGACAUAAGAAUGGGAAUGCGUCUCCCCCGAAAGAGGACAAUAUCUCAGCUAACCCACCCCAACGAAAUCCCGAUGCACGGCUUUCCGGCCCUCCUGGAAUUACAGGCGGUUCGAAUAGUCUGCAAAAGCUUCGGCGCCAGAGUGUUCCGGCAGGUUCGCACACAUCCGUUGCGAGUUCAAGUCGGGAUUCAACGGUAAGAGUCAACGAGCUUCGUCGGGUUUUGUCUGUUGUAAACGGCAGCAAUGUCCGCCACUCGAGUCCUCUUCGCGGUCGCGAGGACUUAUCUCAGGGGGUUGAAAGUGGUGCAUCCAGCGCAGAAAGCAUUCUUAGCGAUACAUUUUCAACCUCCGAUAUAGGAACUACAUCUGCCGGUGCUGCAGCUCCAUCCAAUAGGCCCCAGCGAGAGGGUUCGGAAACCCCAAAGGCGUCCGUGUCUAACCACACCAAUGCCUUAAAUAGCGAAGAGAAGAAUGGCCUUGGACAGUUAAUGCGGGAGAUUUCCAAUGACAUUCCACCAGUCCCUCCCUUGCCUGCAGCCCUCACAAUACCAGGCGGAUUCCCAAAUGAUUCCCCUCAUAUAUCGCCGUCAUACCCACCAACUGGUGUUGAUCGUCCUUCAACAGCCCCGUCUCAGUCCCGCGCCAGACCAGUUACAAAAGAUCAACAUACUGUGAGCACAAUGCCGCGGCAGAGCAGAUCGUUGACCAGACAGAAGUCGCGAACUUCAAAGCAAUUGAACACUCCCAGCGUUCCCAAUCUCUCUCGGUAUGCUGAUAAUUCGGUUCGCAUUGUUUCCGCUGGUGACCACAGAGCAUCCUCUUCCCGUGGACCCGGUUCUAUUAGCAUGGGUCGCCGCGUUGAUGUGGAAAAAUUGCUUGAAGGUCUAAUAGCCGGCCCGGAAAGUGGGGAGGUGAAUGGUGGCGGGGGCAACAUUGUUGAGGGUUUGCCAUCUCAAUCCCAUCCACCAUACUCCUCUCAUUCUAACCGAUCCAACGAACCUCCAUAUUCUCUCAAUGACACUGGUUACUACCCUGGCAAAAAGAAUCGGGAUAUGUCUGGAGUUCGCAGUCUUGGUAGGGUAGGGAGCAUAGCACGGCCUCCUUACUAGACUUCGCUCGCCCUUGUUCGCCACCUAGACGGCUUCUCUUCUAAUACCUGCUCUUGCCUUUCUUAGCAUCUAUGUUAUGCGCUUUAUUUUGCGCCUCUUCAUUCCCGCCCAUCCCAUAUAUUUCUCCCAUUUUUUCCAAAACCUUUUUCGUUUUAUUUCCUACAGGCUAGUUAUCAUGCAUAUUUCCACCCCUUUCGCUAUUAUGAGGUUUACCUACUCCUUCAUGGAAGUCUUUCCUUUAUUCUCAUUUCAUUUGUUUUUCCCUAUCUCUACCAACCGAAAAUGGCGUAGUCCACCUCCAAUUCUUGUAAAACUAUAUUUCCUUUCCUGUUACAUGCUUUUUGCCAAUUGUUUCACCUUCUUUUUUUUUCCUUUCCCUAGCCUUUUUUACCUGUUGCCUUGCACCUGCGGUUUCUAUCAACAUACCUUUUUUUAUAAUUGUACGAAAUAUUUACCAUAUUUGCGUAUAUAAUAUUACUGAUAGUUGGUC